Molecule: messenger RNA, 1267 nt
Organism: Physella acuta
Lineage: Eukaryota; Metazoa; Mollusca; Gastropoda; Physidae
Product: procathepsin L
Biological process (GO): proteolysis
Molecular function (GO): cysteine-type peptidase activity
Source: RefSeq, a predicted model, not a curated record
AUUGGUUUACGUCAUUUGGGUUAUAAAAGUCGAAAAUCCAGGCAUGUGGUCACUAGUUUCAGCCUGUACUAGCUGGUAGCUGAAGAACAACUGCUUGUCCUGAUUACUGGUGUUCGACUGUCUCUUCAAAACUUACACGAUGCUGAGAGUUGUGAUUCUGGCAUUGGCCGUCUGCUUGGCGUCUGCCAGUAUGGAGGCCAACUGGGUCAUCUUUAAAGCCAAGCACAACAAAACCUACACAGGGGACGAUGACGUCAUCAGACGGUACAUCUGGCAAUCAAACCUGAAGACAAUCGAAGAACACAACGAGUUGUACGCCAAAGGUCUCAAGAGUUAUUACCUCAAGGAGAACAAGUACUCGGACAUGAGUGAAGAUGAAUUCAGAGCAACCAUGAAUGGAUUCCGCCCGAAGCAACCUUUGACCCCAGGCAACUACGAGAGCGGUCUAUUGAAGGACGUCCUGCCUCCAUCCGUCGACUGGAGGAAGAAAGGCUACGUCACAAGAGUCAAGGACCAGGGCCAUUGUGGAUCCUGCUGGGCGUUCUCCUGCACGGGGGCUCUCGAGGGUCAACAAUUUAACCAGACGGGCAAGUUGGUCGAACUGUCCGAGUCCAACUUGGUCGACUGUUCCAGUAAAUGGGGAAACCACGGCUGUGCUUAUGGUUAUAUUGACCAGACAUUUCAAUACGUCAUUGACAACAAAGGCAUUGACACCGAGGCCAGCUACCCUUACGUACCUGAGGAUGAAUCUUGCAAAUUUAAUUCGUCGGAUGUUGGUGAUAAGAUCAGAUCUUUCGAGAAGGUGAAGUCUGGGAGUGAGGAUUCUCUAAUGCAAGCAGUGGCCACGGUUGGACCAAUCAGCGUGGCUAUCGACGCUAGCUCGUCAAGCUUCACGAGCUACGGCGGUGGGGUGUAUGACGAGCCCGACUGUAGCAGCACAGACCUGGACCACGCCGUACUGGUUGUAGGCUAUGGCACCCAGGACGGCAAGGACUACUGGAUCGUCAAAAACAGUUGGGGCACCAGUUUUGGACUCGACGGUUACAUCCUGAUGUCCAGAAACAAGAACAACCAGUGUGGUAUCGCCACCUGGGCUAGGUAUCCCGUCGUGUGAAGACAUUGGUCCAGCCCACCUAGAGAUGUCUUAGGUCAAGUGCGAUCUUAAGUGCUGUACUUAAUAAAUGCAUGUCACUACUAAUAUAAUCUAUAAUAUCAUCUUAAUUACAAUGUGUAUACAAAAGAAACAUUUCUAUUAAAAUAUCUUUUA